AUGCCUCCAAGGGUGACGGCGCCUCUAGAAAGAGAAGCGGCAGCACGGCCGAGAGAGGGAGAGGGUGGAGGAGAGCGACAAGAGGAGGCGCGUGGGCUCGGGAAGAGAGAAGAGGGUGCAGCAGAAGCAGUGAAAGCAGAAGAAGCAGUGAAAGCAGAAGAGACGGCAAAUGCAGCAGGAAGCGUGGGAGCGGAGAGGAGGAGAAGGAAGUCGGAGGAAGGGGGGCCGAUGGUGGUCACUCUGAGACUGAGAGGUUCUCGGCAGGAAAGACAAGGCGCUGUUGCUCCUGGGAUUCGGAUUCAGCAGCAGCCGCCGCAGCAGGAGCAGGAGUGGCAGCAGCAGCAGCGGCAGGCGGAAUGUGAGUUACAGGAGCAGCCAGAGCAAGCAGAGAAAACGGAGAGAACGGAGCCUGGGGCGCUGACUGGGGUGGACGUGUCUGGUCUUCAGGCGAUAGGGGCGAGGCGGAAGCGGGAAGGGAGGAGGAAGGGCCGCGGGGAGGAGGCGCAGGGGGAAUUUGAGGGGAGAGUUGUGGGGACGGUUGAGAAGGGGGUCGAGGAGUUAAGUGGAAGUGAGGCGGAAGUUGGGUGUGGGGAAGGGGAGGGAAAAGAGGGAGGGGACGUUCGUGCUGGUGUUGCUCCUGCUGCCGCUCUCCCGUCCACUCUCCCAAACCCCCCGUCUCUUCUUGGGGAUUCGCCUGCAGCAGCAGCAAGGAGGAGGCAGCAGCAGAGACUUCAGCAGCAGCUUCAGGAGGUGCGGUAUGGGUUACCUGAAGCAGACUGUAACGAGGAUGUGAAGUUUUGUAGAGGCGCUGACGUCGGCACAGGGGCGGCUGAGGCUGGUAGGGAGGGGAGAGCUGGUGGAAACCUUGAUGGGGGAAUUGAGUUGGACGAAGGUGGGGGUGAUAGUUCAUUUGAAGGGGAACAGAGGCAGCAGAGGGAGCAGAGGCAGCAUAGGAAGCAGAGGGAGCAUAGGAAGCAGAAGGCACAGCGGGAGCAGAGGGAGAUGGUGAUUCAUGACGAGAAAAUGGGGGAUCCUUGGGAGUUGGAAGGCGGUGAAGGGGUGCCUUUACAGGCUGGUAGUAGGGAGAAGCAGGGGCAGGAGCAGAGGCAGGAAGAGAAGCCGAAGCAUGCUCGCAAAAGGGAGAAAGACGAGGGGGAGGAGAAAAGGGAGAGGAAAGAAAAGGGGAGGAAAAGGCGAGUUAGUGAAGAAGAUGUGAUAGGGCGGAAGCGAGGACGGGGCAUGGAGGAGGCGUCGAUUGCGGUGAGGGGGAGGGUUAGAGGGGCAGCAGGAGGGGUGGAGGAGGGAAGGGAGGGAAGAGAGGCAGAAGAGGCGAAGGGGGAGGCAAGAGUGACCAGGAGUAGGGCUGCCAGAGCAGAUGGGGAUCUAGUGCUUGGAUGCUUGGGGAUGAUGCGGAGAAGGGAGGAAGAGAGGGACCGGUUGGUGGGGAUAAUACAGGCGGUGAAACAGGAGAUGGUGGUAAAUUCACAACUAGGGUUGGUUCUGGAGGUGCUGCUAAAUCUGUUGCAUGGAUGGGCCAACAUGGGCCUUCUGAAGCUGUGCCGAGGAAUGGUGGAGUAUUGGCAUUGGAAGAAGACCUGUGUGAUGCACCUGUAA
Messenger RNA from Closterium sp. Naga37s-1, 1614 nucleotides. The record is from the annotation of a GenBank genome assembly. Lineage: Eukaryota; Viridiplantae; Streptophyta; Zygnematophyceae; Desmidiales; Closteriaceae.